AUGACAACGCUUUCGGAAGAUGUCAACCGACCAGAGAACAGAAAUGAGCUCUUUUUCCCUACUUCACACGAUGAAGUCAUUCUUUGGCUGACAAAGUUUGCCGCCAGUCAAGAUGGGUUGGACCCGGCAGAGACGAGCUCCGUCUAUGAACCACAAGCAACGCUGCGUUUCUCGAACUACCCGGCGAUUAUUGGAGCGGAUAAGAUUGAAGAAAUGGUAGCGGCACGUUUCGCACGCCUCAGUUUAAUAAAUCACACGUAUCGAUAUUUUGACCUGGUCGGCUCGAGGUUAUGGGCUGUGUUUGAUGUUCUAUAUCGCGUCAAGGGUGAUUUGUCUGGAGAGGAGUUUCUAGUGCCAGCCGUCUGUGUUUUCACUCUCGUUGAACAUGGUGAUCACGAGGGUAAGAUAACAGACUUGGAGACUUUUAUGGACCAGACGGCAGUGGAGAAUAGAAUGAAGGACAUCAUAAAGGAAUAG
Messenger RNA from Trichoderma atroviride IMI 206040, 477 nucleotides. RefSeq lists its product as uncharacterized. NCBI's taxonomy places the organism in Eukaryota, Fungi, Ascomycota, Sordariomycetes, Hypocreales, Hypocreaceae. The record is from RefSeq and is a predicted model, not a curated record.